Messenger RNA from Chanos chanos (milkfish), 609 nucleotides. RefSeq lists its product as uncharacterized. The record is from RefSeq and is a predicted model, not a curated record. NCBI's taxonomy places the organism in Eukaryota, Metazoa, Chordata, Actinopteri, Gonorynchiformes, Chanidae. The transcript is spliced from 6 exons. Bases 1 to 609 code for a protein of 202 amino acids. Gene Ontology annotation, biological process: egg coat formation; positive regulation of acrosome reaction; binding of sperm to zona pellucida. Gene Ontology annotation, molecular function: acrosin binding. Gene Ontology annotation, cellular component: extracellular matrix.
AUGAGUUGGUAUUCCACUCUGAGCUACAUCAGUGCCUCUUCCAACAACAGCACUGAUGAACAGAACAGGAAUGAUCUUGGAACACCAUUCUUUAAGUUGGAGCUCAUGAACGGCAACUUCACCAGACCUGCUCCAUCCUCCACCUUUGUACUGGGCUCGAGCAUUCCAAUCAGAGCAGAGGUGGAGCUGCAAACUCAAAAGCCCAUGCUGCUGUUUCUGAAGGAGUGUAUCGCAGCUGUAGCAGCAGAUCUGGAUCGGUCCAGCCAGGUCCGCCCAGUCAUCACCAAUGCUGGGUGUCUUGUGGAAAGCAAAGUAGGGAACUCAAAAUUUCUGCCCAGACGGAAGCCAUCUGAGAUCCGCCUUUCUCUCCAGGCUUUCAAGUUUGUAUUUGGAGAAAACAUCUUCCUACAUUGCAAGCUGGCAGCAUGGUUUGCCAGCACUUUCACUGUGGACAAGAAGGCAUGUCACUACUUGAUGGAAACAGAGAGAUGGGAACUCGCUGAUGAUCCUAUUCAAAGUGAUCUCUGCAGCUGCUGUGACACUUUCUGCAUACAAAGGGACAGAGGCAGCCUCAAACUGGGUAUCCUCUUUGGUUUCCAAACCUUUUGA